Messenger RNA from Guyanagaster necrorhizus, 935 nucleotides. Its product is annotated as DUF1777-domain-containing protein. The transcript is spliced from 7 exons. Gene Ontology annotation, biological process: RNA splicing. Gene Ontology annotation, cellular component: precatalytic spliceosome. The record is from RefSeq and is a predicted model, not a curated record. Bases 83 to 700 code for a protein of 205 amino acids. Lineage: Eukaryota; Fungi; Basidiomycota; Agaricomycetes; Agaricales; Physalacriaceae.
UGUCCAAGAUGGACGUCAAAAAACUGGGUUGCCGCUCCAAGUGUGACAUACGUGACACGGCUCGUUUGGCUCAAUCCACGAGAUGUCCUCAAGAGGUGACAACCGUCGUCGCGAUAGAAGUUGGGAACGCGAUUCAAGAAACAAAGAUCGUUACUCAAGGAGUGACCGUGGCGGCCGACGACGUUCCCCCAGCCCUCGCCGUGACCGGGACAGAUCACGAAGUCCCAGACGAGACAGAGACCGACGUUCAAGAAACGACUAUGGACGUGAUAGGGACGACACGCGGAGGGAUAGAGAACGAGGAGACAGGGAUCACAGACCAAGAGAUGGGCCACGCGACCGCGAUGAUGUAAAAGGUCGUGGUGAAUCCUUCAAGCACGAUGAUUCACGUCGUUCAGAUAAGCCAAGGGAACCAGCUCAGAAGGACGGCGUUUCAAAUGACACAGAAAGCCAUAUCCCUCGUUCCACCAGACCGAAUUUAGAUCCUGAUGCACCUGAUGACGUUCAAGAUGGAGCUAUGGACGACCCAGACGAGGAUGCCAUGAUGGCGACAAUGGGCCUUGGUGGAUUUGGCUCAACCAAGGGAAAGCAUGUCGAUGGCAACCAGGAAGGUACUGCAAACGUCAAGAAAACUCGAACUUGGCGGCAAUAUAUGAACAGACGUGGUGGAUUCAACAGACCCUUGGACAAGAUCAAAUAGAUCUCAUUCCCGUGGCGCUGUUGACUGUUGGCUGCGCACUCUUUUUUCGCUGCUGCCGUAGUACUUUGAAUCCAAUGAAUGCAAUUCAAAAUACACAAUCGUACAUAUAUUGAAGCGGAUGAUCAUGAAAACAUUACAACGUCAAACGAUAAGAAAACGCUUUCAACCAGGCCGAAAACAAUGGGUACUCUAACGAGAAGAGGGGUCAGAAUCCGUGCACCUUGAUGGUAGACUU